CCUGAAUCAGUCUCUAUAUAAACCAUAGUGGACAGAGUUACCGGUACGGUGAUAAUAUGGAGUCGCUAUCCAGCUAACUUGCUGUUGCUGGUAUGUUAUUGUAUAAGAGAGUAAAAGGGAUAUUCAAUGUAUUCUCGUUAAUUUAAAUUUAUGUUUUGAACAACAGAUCUGAUUUCUGUUGAAGCCAUGUCCCAGAAAAAAGAGUUCUUGAUAGUAAUACUAGUAAUAUUUAUCUUAUUUCUUGUCCCAUUUUGUACUUCAACUGAUACAAUCUCUUUCAAACAGUCUCUAAGAGAUGGAGAUUUGUUAAUCUCUUCUGGAAAAUCUUUUGCUCUUGGUUUCUUCAGCCCUGGAAAUUCUUCUAACAAACGAUAUGUCGGAAUUUGGUACAAUAAUGUCCCCGAACUAACAGUAGUUUGGGUCGCUAACCGAGACAACCCCAUAAAUGGAACCUCCGGGGUUCUCACUAUCGACCUAACGGGUAGUCUUGUCAUACUUAAUCGAAAUACCAAAAUUUUCAGCUGGAAAACCAAUAUUUACUCUGCUCAGCUGUUGAAUUCAGGGAAUUUUGUGCUGUUUCGAGACCCGAAAGGGGAAGUUAUUGUAUGGCAGAGCUUUGAUUAUCCUACAAAUACUAUACUUCCUAACAUGAAGUUUGGGAAUGACAAGAAAACCGGUUUGAACCGGUCUCUAACGUCGUGGAAUUCUAGAGAGGAUCCCAGUUCAGGGGAGUAUGUGUACAAGAUUGAGAUAAAUGGAACAGUUCCUCAAGUUUUCUUGUACAAGAAUUCUAACAGGAUAUGGCGAACUGGGCCCUGGACGGGCCUUGGCUGGAGUGGUGUGCCCGAAAUGAAGCCUGGAUUUAUUUUCACUAUCGACUAUGUUGAUAAUAAAAGUGAGGUCUCUGUGACAUUCAGUAUGAAGGACUCUGUUCUCUCACGAUUAGUACUAAACGAAUCGGGGAUGAUGAAUAUAUUGAAUUGGCAAGAAGGCACGCAAAAAUGGGUGCAAUUUUGGUCCGCGCCUAAGGACUCAUGUGAUAACUAUGUACAUUGUGGGACAUUUAGUAAUUGCAACUUCUACAAUUUGGGUGAAUUCGAAUGCAAGUGUUUUCCUGGGUACGAACCAAGGAAUAACCGGUCAUGGUACUUGAGAGACGGUUCCCACGGGUGCUUGAGGAAGAAGGACGAGAACGUGUGCAAGAAUGGCGAGGGGUUUGCCAAAUUGAGUAAUGUGAGAAUCCCGGACACGUAUACUGCGCGAUUGAAUAGGAGUAUGGGAUUGCAAGAAUGUGAGAAAUUGUGUUUGAAUAAUUGUUCUUGCACGGCUUAUGCAAGUGCUAAUGUUAGUGUAGGAGGAAUUGGAUGCAUCACUUGGUAUGGUGACUUGAUAGACACAAGGGAGUUUACAGAUGGAGGCCAAGAUUUGUAUAUCAGAGUAUCUGCAUCUACUUUGGCUCAAUUCUUGAAGAACAAAAAUGGCUAUGAUCAUAGGAAAAGAACAAUAGCAAUUGUGAUAGCGUGCAUUUCUGCAAUACUCAUCGUGCUCGUGUUUGCUUGUUGUUUGGUAAUAAGGAAAAGGAGAAAAGAUAAGGAGGACCAGGUCACCAGUUUGAUUACUUUGAAGAGGAAUUUAGCAUCCUAUGAGAACUCUUCAAGAAGCAAUGAGAUGGAUGGAAGUGAACAUGCUGAUGUGUUAAUCUUUGAUCUAAGCACUAUCACUUCUGCCACUGAUGAUUUCUCUGACGCUAAUAAACUUGGUGAAGGAGGCUUUGGCAGCGUUUACAAGGGUCAGCUAAAUAACGGCCAAGAGAUAGCGGUCAAAAGACUUUCGAAAAAUUCAGGGCAAGGAGUAGUGGAAUUCAAGAAUGAAGUAACAUUAAUCGCGAGAGUACAACACAGAAAUCUUGUGAGGCUUUUAGGAUGUUGCAUACAAAGAGGAGAGAAGAUGUUGGUCUAUGAAUACUUGCCAAAUAAAGGCUUGGACAAUUUUAUCUUUGAUAAAACUAAAGGAUCUCAGCUAGAUUGGAGAAAACGGUUUGAUAUUAUCGUUGGAAUUGCACGAGGAUUGUCAUACCUUCACCACGACUCACGAGUAAGAAUCAUACAUAGGGAUCUAAAAGCCAGCAAUGUGUUACUAGAUGCAUCUAUGGACCCCAAAAUAUCAGAUUUUGGAACUGCUAGAAUAUUUGGAGGUGACCAAAUUGAAGCAAACACGAAUCGAGUUGUUGGAACAUAUGGCUAUAUGUCACCAGAGUAUGCAAUGGAAGGGCAUUUUUCAGUGAAGUCUGAUGUUUUCAGCUUUGGAGUUCUGUUGUUGGAGAUCAUCACUGGAAGGAAGAACAAUACUCAUUAUCAGGACCAUUCUUUAAAUUUAGUCGGAUACGUUUGGGAUUCAUGGAAUGAUGAGAAAGCUUUAGAUGUAGUUGAUCCCUCAUUAGGGGACUGGCAUGAAACUGGUGAAGUUUUGAGAUGCAUCCAAAUUGGACUAUUGUGUGUACAAUCAUUCGCAGAUGACAGACCAAUGAUGUCUGAAGUUGUCUUCAUGCUGUGCAAUGAAUCAAAACUUGCUGAUCCUGGACAACCUGGUUUUGUAUUCAGAUCAAGAAAUUCUUCUUCACUUCCUUACUCAUCGUCCGCUAGUGUCGGGACUUCCGUAAAUGAGAUUUCUAUUACUGCAAAUCUUGCUCGGUAAAGCUUCCUUGAGCUCAAUUACGUUGGCCAAGAGAUGUUGAAGCUGCAUAGAUGAUUUGUAUUGUACCUAUUAUCAUCAACGAAGGAGAAAAUAUAGAAUGGUUUAGAUGUUGUUGUGGCAAGUUAACCAGGUAAAUAGUUUCACUUAUUAGGGACGCUUAAAUUGUACUCAUCUUUAAGAUGAUCUGACUAUCAAUGUAUAGUAGUUUGGCAGAGAGUAACUUUGAGGUUUUGUUACAAUCUGAUGUAAGCAGAUGCAAAUAUAUAUAACUGUUUAGAGCCACAAGAAAGU
Messenger RNA from Lycium barbarum (goji berry), 2985 nucleotides. Its product is annotated as G-type lectin S-receptor-like serine/threonine-protein kinase At1g11410. The record is from RefSeq and is a predicted model, not a curated record. The transcript has 8 exons. Gene Ontology annotation, molecular function: ATP binding; protein serine/threonine kinase activity. The coding region runs from base 187 to 2694 and encodes 835 amino acids. Gene Ontology annotation, biological process: protein phosphorylation; recognition of pollen. Lineage: Eukaryota; Viridiplantae; Streptophyta; Magnoliopsida; Solanales; Solanaceae.